Messenger RNA from Papilio polytes (common Mormon), 1333 nucleotides. RefSeq lists its product as uncharacterized. The coding region runs from base 775 to 1326 and encodes 183 amino acids. NCBI's taxonomy places the organism in Eukaryota, Metazoa, Arthropoda, Insecta, Lepidoptera, Papilionidae. The transcript is spliced from 3 exons. The record is from RefSeq and is a predicted model, not a curated record.
UGCACAAGGUUUCCUAGCAUUUUAAAUGAGGUUCUUUUUAUGUCAAAGGUUCUCUUUUUAAUCAUAUAAAAUAUCAGGUAUAAAAUACGCUACGGACUAUUUAAAUAAAGCGUUAAAAGGUUCAUACAUAAUUAAGUCAGUGCGUCUUUAAAAUUAUCACUGCAUUAGUAAUGUAAGUUCCUUAUUAACAUUACAAAUAGUUACUUUCAGCUACACUAUUAAUAAAAAUACAACAAAUGUAUGCAGAGAGCUCUACAAGGAAGUCAUCAACAUGAAAUACGUGCAGAAUAAUCGAUAUCCAAAUCUAAUUGCACAAUAAGUGGUAAGAAAAAUUCACUUUAAACUCCGAAAAUAUGUAAAAUGCUCAACGUAACGUAUUGCUAAUUUACGAUCAUCGCUCGCGCUGCAUACUAUGCACAAAUAAUGCUGCCAUACACGUUACGGUUGCCACUAGUUCAAAAACAUGUUGCACUUUGUAUGGUAUCAAAAUGUUCAAAACGGACCUCUCGCAAUCAAUAAGAGACACAUGCAAAUUUUAGGCAAAUCAUUACGUGAUGAAUCGUGACGUGUGUGGCAGCUAUAAAGAACAAUUGCAGUGUUUUAGAACAGCCUGUGUAUGCAGGCGGCGCGGCGCACGAGUCACCUAGAUGUCGUCGCGCCUAUUGUCCGUUGUCCGUCAACCGCCGACCGCCGGCCGCUGGGAACAAAUACGAAGAGGUAUAAAGCCGAAGACGAGCAACAAUGUGACGCAGUUUGAGUUUAGAGCGAGCCAACAUGUACACACCGGCAGUAUUGUUGUUGUGCGGGAUCGUGGGUAGCAGCACGGCUUACUACAUUCAAAGGGAUGUGCCGUACAACACCGGGCCUGCUGAUCCGUAUCCAUUAGGCAACAGUUACAACUUACCCCAAGAGCAAUCACAACGACUAUUCUGGGGUGGACAGGGAAGUAACCAAGUUGGUGGCACAGGACUUUGGGCGACACUGACUAACAAAUUCCCAUUCUUAGGGAACAUGUUCGGUCGCUUGGAACUACCGUCGGAAUACGGUCCACCAAAGUUUUAUACACCUAACCAGUUCAACAAUCAAGAUGCUUAUAGGGCGCAAGUAUAUCAAGAAAUUGGUCAGCAAGUACCCUUCGGAAGAGACGUGGCAAUCACUGAUGAUGCGGUUAUAGUGACUCCACCUCAAGUGCCGAUCGCAUCGCAGCCCGUACCUGCACCAGCGCCGGUGCCUCAGCCAGCCCCUGUUCCCCAGCCGCAACCAUUCCCAGGCUACAACUACGAAAAGCCACGCUACAGACUGGAACUACCACAAAAGUAUUAUUAAUAAUUAC